This is a messenger RNA of Prosopis cineraria, 621 nucleotides long. RefSeq names its product cysteine protease XCP2-like. NCBI's taxonomy places the organism in Eukaryota, Viridiplantae, Streptophyta, Magnoliopsida, Fabales, Fabaceae. Gene Ontology annotation, cellular component: lysosome. Bases 1 to 621 code for a protein of 206 amino acids. Gene Ontology annotation, molecular function: cysteine-type endopeptidase activity. The record is from RefSeq and is a predicted model, not a curated record. The transcript has 3 exons.
AUGGGGCGUGACAACAAUAUUCUUGUGAGUGUUCCUGAACAACAACUUAUGUCAUGUGAUCCUAAUACUCAUGGCAGCAAUGGAGGCCAGGUCUACAAAGCAUUUGAAUAUGUCAUCAAAAAUGGUGGAAUUGCCUCGGAGUCAGAUUAUCCUUAUGAAGCUAUUAAUGGUACUUGCAAUCACCAAAAGGAGAAGAGGAUAGCCCUUACUAUUGAAGGCUAUGGAAAAGUGAAAUCCUUAUGCGAACCUUGUCUCCUUUGCGCUGUUUCUAGGCUGCCUGUUAGUGUUUAUGAGAGAGAUCCACUUGGCUUGAUCCAUGUCAGCACUAAUUUCUUCAUUAAAAGUUUAUACUUUGAACAUGGACAUGGACUCUUUGAUGCGAGUAGCUGCCCAAACGUUGAACGUUGGUAUACUGAUCAUGCGAUGCUGAUCGUGGGAUACGGUUCUUUGGGUCUUGAUCAUGAUUAUUGGAUUGUGAAGAACUCAUGGGGUAGAGAAUGGGGAGACAGUAGUUACAUCUACAUCAAAACAAACACUGGUGAUCCUUUUGGUGUAUGCAACUUCAAUUGCUAUGCUUGUUACCCAACCAAGAACAUUCUCAAGCUUGAUUCUGCUAUAUGA